CUGAGGAUGGAGACCAGGGAGGACAAAUCCCUGCGGCACAACCUCGUGGACAAGGUCGUUCUGAGCAGCUCCACGGUGCAGGAAUCCAACAGGGAGGAAAAUCCCCAGAGAUCCCGCAGGAGGAGGGGCUCCAAACCCAUCCCAGGGUGCUCUGAGGAGGAAAGACCCACCCUGUGCCGGGAAGGCGGCCGGAGAUCCAGCCAGGGCUCUGAGCUGGUGGUCCAGGAGCAGCUUCAGGAUGGGGAGAAGCCCUACAAGUGCUUGGAGUGUGGGAAGAGCUUCAGGUCGAGCACCAAACUGAUCUGCCACCAGAUGAUCCACACUGGGGAAUGGCCCUAUCAGUGUGGGGAAUGUGGGAAAGGCUUCAGCUGCAGCUCCCACCUCAUCAUCCACCAGCGCAUCCACACUGGGGAGAGGCCCUAUGAGUGUCCCGAGUGUGGGAAGAGGUUUCGGAUCAGCUCCAGUCUCCUCCUGCACCAGCGGAUUCACAGAGAUGAGAGGCCCUUCCGCUGCCCUGACUGUGGGGAGGGCUUCAAGCAAAACUUCACCCUCAUCACCCACCGGCGCAUCCACACCGGGGAGAGGCCCUACGAGUGUGGGGAAUGUGGGAAGAGCUUCAGCCACAGCAACAGCCUGAUCUGCCACCAGAGGAUCCACACUGGGGAACGUCCCUAUGAGUGUGGGGAGUGUGGGAUGACCUUCAGCCAGAGGUCCCAGCUGACCAUCCACCAGAUGAUCCACACUGGGGAGAGGCCCUAUGAGUGUGGGGAGUGUGGGAAGAGGUUUCAGACCAGCUCCAGUCUCCUCAAGCACCAGCGGAUUCACACGGAUGAGAGGCCCUUCCGCUGCCCCGACUGUAGGAAGGGCUUCAAUCAAAACUCCAACCUCAUCAGGCACCGGCGCAUCCACACUGGGGAGAGGCCUUAUGAGUGUCCCCAGUGUGGGAAGAGCUUCUCCAGGAGAUCUCACUUGACCCAACACCAACAGAGGCACCGGUAAGGGAAGCCCUGUGAGUGCCCCAAGUGCAGGAAGAGCUUUGUGCACUGCCCCAGCUCCAUCCCCCAUCAGAGGACCCACGUUUGGCAGAGCCCUGAUGACCCACGUUCCCAGUGAUCUGUGUUGGGAACACACUGGGCUGGAGGUCAUUUUAUUUUGGUUUCAAUUAUCUUUUGAUUCAUCUUCAUCUAUUUAAAACAGAGAAAUAACAGAGUGGUAAAAAUCAACGAAUUCAUCAAAGGCAUCUCAAACCUCACAUUUUACUAGUGCUUCAAGGGAAUCUGGGAGGUACUUGAGAGUAUUUGGGGGUUGUGGGGUUAUUUGGUGUAAUUGUCUCCAUUUCUUGUCACUCAAAGAGACGAGAGGCUUCUAUCUGUCACCUCAAAACCACUCUAUGCCACUGAAUCCUACUCAAUCCCUCUCCAAAAUUAUUCAAUUCUACAGCCCCUCAGGGUGUGAUGCCUUAAGUUUUAGCUUUCAUAUUUUUCAUAUUCUGCGCUGCCUAGGUUUGUAGUUUUGAACUUCGUAUUAAGUGUUAGUGAGCUCUCUUUACAGAGUAGGUAGACAAAGCAAUUCCUUU
Messenger RNA from Cyanistes caeruleus (blue tit), 1576 nucleotides. Lineage: Eukaryota; Metazoa; Chordata; Aves; Passeriformes; Paridae. The record is from RefSeq and is a predicted model, not a curated record.